GAUACAGAAGGACAAAGGCUCCCUUUUGCCAUUCUUCUCUCAAGUCCUCCCACCGACUCUUUCGAAGAGGGCGGUUCUAUGACAAAGUUUGGGUUUGUAGGAGAAACUUUCUUCCUGUGCUAGGAGCAGGGACAGAUGCUGGAGAGGCUUUGCGCCUUGCAAGCAAACCUUCACACGAUCGGGACGGGGCAUGAGGUUCUUAGUUCAGCCGAGAGCCCGGAGCAAUGGUCCCCAACCCUGUGAAAGCCAGAGCGUCCAUUGCAUGUCUAUAUGAUUUGUUUUCACAAGAGAGAGGAUCCAAACGGUCAACCCGUCAUAGCAAUGCAUUUCAAAAUGAAACGUUUUUAAAAUGACAGUCGUUACAUUAGGGGAACGAAAUAGGUAAACGGUUCCGUUGUUCGCGUUACAACAUGAUGCUAAAUGUGUAUUGUGGAGUUCAUGCGCUUCUGCGAGCAACUUCUUUUCACCUUUUAGUGACAGCUGGAGUGCUCGUUAUUCUUGAAAAUAUGACAUGUGGAUUUGUUCAAGGAACAGAGGACUUCCACGGACUUCCUCCUUAUGAAGUUGUCCACCCUCUCAGGGUGGAUUCAGGGGGUCACUUUAUUUCCAGCAUUGUGCCCUACCACGUGAGCCGGAUUCAACGGCGGGAGACUCAAGAUGCCGGGAAGUUGGCUCAGGUUUUCUACCGUCUGCACUAUGGUGGACACAAUUUGCACUUUAACCUGACUCUGAAUCCAAACCUAAUUGCUCCAGGGUUUGUUACAGAACAACGGCACGGUGGCCUACAGGGUUCAAAAGUACGCCGACCCCGCCACUCUCUCUGCCACUUCCUUGGCAAGGUGUCAGAGGGCUCCGUCGUGAAGGGUCAAGCUGCUCUUAGCACUUGUGAUGGCCUUACAGGGCUUUUUAAGCUAGCGGAGGAUGAAUUCUUCAUCAGGCCUCUUGAAUAUGCUCAGGGAGAGCGAGCGCCACAGACUCAUGUUAUUUAUAAACGCAACGUUUCUCAAGUGGAGGAUGAGCAGCUGCUGCCUCUCUCUACCGGACCUGCACUUAAUCACUCCUGUGGCUUCAAAGGUGAAGGACCAGAUCAGUCCAGGAGCCCAGAGCGUUGGGAGAGGCAGCGGGAACGCUGGGAACACCGACAGCACAGAAGGAGGAUCCAGGAGCGCUCCAUCAGCCGAGAGAAAUGGGUGGAAGCGCUGGUGGUGGCCGACCCAAAAAUGGUGGAGUACCAUGGAACCCAAAGAGUGGAGAGCUACAUUUUGGCUGUCAUGAACAUUGUAGCUGGGUUGUUUCGGGAUGCCAGCAUAGGUAAUGCCAUCAACAUUGCAGUUGUGCGGAUUAUUCUUCUGGAAAAAGAUGAGGAGGAUUUAAAGAUCUCCCACCAUGCAGACCACAGCCUGAACAGCUUCUGCAAGUGGCAGAAACGCCUUAACAUGAAGGAAGAUGAGCAUCCUGUGCAUCAUGAUGUUGCCAUCUUACUUACCAGGAAGGACAUCUGCGCCUCGAUCAAUAAACCGUGCGAGACUCUGGGGCUCUCGCACGUGGCCGGCAUGUGCCAGCCCCUCCGCAGCUGCAGCAUCAGUGAGGACACCGGUCUACCUGUGGCCUUCACAGUGGCACACGAGCUUGGGCACAACUUUGGGAUUCAGCAUGAUGGCAACGGCAAUGACUGUGAGCCGAUCGGGAAAAGACCUUUCAUCAUGUCCCCGCAACUCUUGUAUGGGACAUUCGCACCCAGCUGGUCUCGCUGUAGCCGCCAGUACAUCACCCGCUUCCUCGACCGUGGCUGGGGCUGGUGCUUGGACGACCCCCCGGUAAGAGACGAGCUCUCCCAGCACACUCCGCUUCCAGGUGCCUUGUACAGUGCCAUCCACCAGUGCCAGCUCCAGUAUGGCUCCAGCUCUCUCCUCUGCGAUGACGUAGAUAAUGUUUGCAGCACACUGUGGUGCACUGUGGGUAAUACCUGUCACUCAAAGCUGGAUGGAGCUGUGGAUGGCACCAAAUGUGGCGAAGGCAAGUGGUGUGUUGGUGGGGAAUGUGUCUCAGUGGGGGAUCAGCCGGAGAGAGUGAAUGGCGGCUGGGAGUCCUGGGGCGAGUGGUCGGACUGUUCCAGGACAUGUGGGGCGGGCGUGCAGAGCGCCCAGAGGGACUGCACCAACCCAGCUCCUCGACAUGGAGGAAAGUACUGCCUGGGGGAGCGCCGACGUUAUAAGAUCUGCAACGCGAACCCCUGCCCCCCCGACCAGCCCAGCUUCAGACACGUCCAGUGCAGCAACUUCAACACCAUGCCUUAUAAGGGCAAGUUCUACCAGUGGGUUCAUGUCAACAACAGAGUGAAUGCCUGUGAGCUGCAUUGCCGGCCCCUGAAUGAGUACUUCUCUGAGAAGCUGCUGGAUGCUGUCAUUGAUGGGACACGGUGCUUCGAGGGCAGCGAGAGCCGUGACAUGUGCAUCAACGGCAUCUGUAAGAAUAUCGGCUGUGAUUUUGAAAUCGACUCCAACGCUGUGGAGGAUCGCUGCGGCAUGUGCCAGGGCAACGGCUCGACCUGUGAGACCGUGAAGAAGACCUUUGAGGAGAGCGAGGGAUUGGGCUACGUGGAUAUUGGUCUGAUUCCAGUGGGAGCGCGGGACAUCCGCAUUGAAGAGGUGGCCGAGGCUGGGAACUUCCUGGCGCUGCGCAGCAAUGACCCUGGGAAGUACUUUUUGAAUGGCGGCUGGACCAUCCAGUGGAACGGAGAUUACAAGGUCGCAGGGACUGUGUUCACCUAUGACAGGGCAGGCCAUCAAGAAAACCUCACAUCCCCCGGGCCCACGCUGGAGCCCGUGUGGAUUCAGCUGCUCUUUCAGGAGACUAACCCAGGAGUGCGCUAUGAGUACACCAUUAGCAGAGAUUCCUCCUUCGAGCCCAACAGCACUCACCCCGUCUCAGAUUUCCAAUGGCAGUAUGGCUCUUGGACAGAAUGCAGUGCCACUUGUGGGACAGGUGUCCAGCGUCAAAUUGUUCACUGUGUGGAAUGGACCACUGGGAUGGUGGAGGAUCAUUACUGUGACCUGUCCACUCGGCCUGAUGAUAAACGCGCCAGCUGCAAUGAGGAGAUAUGCCCUGCCAUUUGGUGGGUAGGAGAGUGGCAGCGGUGCUCGGCGAGCUGUGGAGCGUCCGGGCUGGCCAAGAGAACCGUGCUUUGUAUUCAGAGCAUGGGCCAGGAGGAGCAGAGAGCCCUGCAGCCUUCUGCCUGUCAGCACCUGGAGAAGCCAGAGUCAAUCACUCCCUGCAACGCACACAUUCCAUGCCCUGCCACCUGGACCACAGGCAACUGGUCAGAGUGCUCAACCACCUGUGCUGGUGGCCUUCAAAGCCGGGAGGUGAUGUGCAGCUGGGACACUGGUGUCGACUGUGACCCUACAAAGAAGCCCAGCUCAGUCAUGUCAUGCUUCAUACAGGACUGCCCUACCAAUGCUGAUGUGUUAGACUGGUCAGGAAGUGGCUCCUCAAGCAAAGAGGUUUUCAAUGAAAUAAAUUCCAUACCAGAUGACAACCAUUUGCCCACGUUUGACACAGGGUCAACAAAGGCACAGCCAAGAGGAAAUGGUAACCCAAAUAACUACGUGGAGGAAGAUUUAAUAUACUCCAAUUACAUAGACAAAACCUCUGACAAUUCCAUUAAAAACAAUGUACCUGUUGAUGAUUUUUAUUAUGACUACAACUUCAUCAACUUUCAUGAAGAUCUGUAUUCUGACGUCGACACGGACAAUGAAGGAAAGAAAGUUCUGGAUAACUCAGUAACACAUGAGCCUAAACCCAGUCCCACCACAGCUGACACUAUUCAGAACAAACUCAUCACAAAUGCUCCUCAAACUACCUCAACCACUUUGAUGUCAAACUCUGAGGACUUCCUUGGCACUAUGACUAUAUCUCCAGGUCAUGAGGAAGAAGAUGGAAGUCUAAGGUCUAAAGGUUCAGAAAAAGAAGAGAAACGUCUGACUAAAAACCCACAUGAGAAUAUUUCUGACGAUGAAGAGCUCUUACUGUCACAAGAUCAUUUAUUGCCCAUCUCAGUAACAACUCCGCCUCCUAAAUCAAAAACACAGUUUUCUCAUCAAUUGAAAGGAUUUAGAAUACAUUUAGGCACUACUGAAAGCUCUGAAGAACCAGUACUGACAACCAGAAUGCCUGCACUCCAACACACAGACCCAGUGAAGGAAAUCCACACCACACUCCAGAUUAACAACUUGGGUUCACUCCUUGUGCACAAGAGCACCGGCAGCUUAUAUGAAGAUGGUGAUCCUAACACUACAGAGACUGGUUUAUUGGAUGAAGAGGUUAUCAUAAUACCCACCACUAAUAGCUAUGAUGAGGGUGUCAGCCCAGAGUAUGGAAUAUAUAAGGAAGGAGAGGAGAGAUACGAGGACGAGGACGUUCCUGGAGGCCCCAGCGAAUGGGAUAACUGGUCACAAUCUCAGGAAACCACAAUUUCUCCUCAGCCUCAGUCUGAAAGUAUGCAUGAGAGUCAUAUGUUUACUACCUCAUCUGUAUGGAGUGAGACCACGCAGGUGCCUCAUCCAUUUGCACUGGACCAGGGUGUCACCACUCAAUUCCACUUAGAUGAUAUCUCUACCACUAAAUUCACCACCACUGAUGGACACAGGAAUACAUACUGGACCACUGCAUCAGAUGACCAGGAAACCUCUCAUGUCUUAUCUCAGGAACCUCUCCUCAUAUCUCUAGACCCAUCAUCCAUAACACAACAUUACCAAGACACAACCUCAGGGCCUGGAACCAUAGUCCUACCUCCUACAGAUCUAAACCCUCCUUCACAAACUCCUCAAACUACUACGUCUGUUGAUGAUGACGACUAUGUGCUAUGGCCUGCCACUACAGUUUCAGAUGGUGUCACCAGUAGUCCAGCUCGAGACGCUGCAGUUUCCAGUGAGACAGAUUUAAGCAUUCCCAGCUCUUCAGAGAGUUGGGGCGAGGUUGAUUACAACGAGAUCCUGGUUCCACCGUCGUUGAGGUUCAGAGGCACUGAUGCUCCAUCAUCCCCUCAAAGUGGCCAUGGUCAGCCCACAACAGCACCUCAGACUCCUGCCACAUCACCGCCAGUCCCUCCUGAGACCCACCCACCCCAGCGAGCCAGCACAGCGCAGUGGCGCAUAGGCAACUGGAGUUCGUGCUCCACAAGUUGUGGUUUAGGUGCUGUCUGGAGGAUAGUGAUCUGCAGCUCCAGGGUGGACUCUGACUGUGACCCACUGAGCAAGCCGGUUCCUGCCCACCGCUGCUACCUGCGACCCUGCUCCGCCUGGAGGGUGGCCGAGUGGAGCAAGUGCUCCAGGAACUGUGGAGGAGGGGAGAAACUGAGGGAGGUUCAGUGUUAUGACAUGCGGGACCAGCGAGCCCUGAGACCCUUCCACUGCCAGGCUGUCUCUUCCAGGCCCCCAAGUCGUGUCUCUUGCAACAUUCAGCCAUGUCUGGAGUGGUACACAUCCUCCUGGGGACAGUGCUCGGAGCUCUGUGGGGAAGGGGACCAGCAGCGGCUGGUCACCUGCCCGGAGCCAGGGAGGUGUGACGAGUCCCUCAUGCCGAACUCCAUCCAGGCGUGCAACAGCCACCCCUGUGCACAAUGGGUCACGGGCUCCUGGGGUCAGUGUUCUGCAUCCUGCGGAGGGGGAGUCCAGCGACGCCUGGUCAAAUGUGUCAACACCAAGGCCGAGCAGGAGCACGAGGCCAAGGCACAGUGUGACCAUGAACCUACCCCAGAAAACACUCAGAAAUGCAAUCUGCAGGAGUGUGACAAUUCCCCCACUGUGUCACUACAAGGUGAACCUCAGCGUAAAUUGUACAAAGAUCUGAUGGCAAAUUACAAUCCACUGGAGAGGCCAGUGUUCAAUGAUACACAUUCCCUCACUGUGAAUUUCAGCUUCAGCCUAAUGCAAAUUAUGGAUGUGGAUGAGAAGAAUCAAGUUCUUACAACAAACAUAUGGCUACAACUGUACUGGGAUGAUUUCUACCUUCAGUGGAAUGCCUCUGAUUAUCCUGGCGUUUCCAAUGUCAGAUUUCCUGCCAACCAAAUAUGGAAGCCAGACAUCCUGCUUUACAACAGUGCUGACGAGCGGUUUGAUGCCACGUUUCAUACAAACGUGCUGGUGAACUCCUCAGGAGCGUGCCAGUACAUGCCACCAGGAAUCUUCAAAAGCACCUGCUACAUAGAUGUGCGAUGGUUUCCCUUUGAUGUUCAGCGGUGCGACCUGAAGUUUGGUUCCUGGACAUAUGGAGGCUGGUCAUUAGACCUGCAGAUGAUUGAGGCUGAUAUGACAGGGUACAUUGCCAAUGGAGAAUGGGACCUUGUGGAGGUUCCAGGAAGAAGGAACGAGAAGUUCUACGACUGCUGCAAAGAGCCCUACCCUGAUGUGACUUUCACGGUGGUGAUGCGCAGACGCACUCUCUACUACGGCCUGAACCUGCUCAUCCCCUGCGUGCUCAUCUCCACACUGGCUCUGCUGGUCUUCCUGCUGCCAGCCGACUCGGGGGAAAAGAUCUCCCUCGGGAUCACGGUGCUUCUUUCACUGACAGUGUUUAUGCUCUUGGUAGCAGAAAUCAUGCCAGCAACAUCCGACUCUGUGCCUCUAAUAGCCCAGUAUUUUGCCACAACCAUGGUUAUUGUUGGACUUUCAGUAAUAGCAACAGUUUGGGUGUUACAAUACCACCAUCAUGACCCUGAUGGAGGCAAAAUGCCAAAAUGGACACGUGUGGUGCUGCUGAACUGGUGCGCCUGGUUCCUGCGCAUGAAGCGUCCAGGUGAAGACCGGGUUCGCUCGGCGUGCCACAACAAGCGUCCACGGAGCAGCCUGUCCAGCGUGGACUUGAACGUCAGCACCAGCGGUCCCCAGGCCACCAACGGCAACAUGCUCUUCAUCGGCUUCCGCGGCAUGGACGGUCUGCACUACUCCACCUCACCUGACUCCGGGGUACUUUGCAGCCGGCUGGUGGGCACCGGCGAAGACGAGGUCCUGCUGCCAGGCGUUGCCCAGGCGUCCUCGGCGUCCGUCGGCAGUGCCGAACCCGACCUGUCCAAGAUCCUGGAGGAGGUGCGCUACAUCGCCAAGCGCUUCCGCGACCAGGAUGAGGAGGAGAGCUUGUGCAACGAGUGGAAGUUUGCCGCCUCGGUGAUCGACCGCUUAUGCCUGAUGGCAUUCUCGCUCUUUACCACACUGUGCACUACGGGCAUUCUCAUGUCCGCUCCCAACUUUGUGGAGGCCAUAUCUAAAGACUUUUUUACUUGAGUUGGUGUCUUCCAGGUUGUCCUUACUCAAUCAGUCUCAGCGUUACUUGGCCUGAAAACCACUGACAAGGCCAGUCAAAAUACAAGAAUAUAGCUGCACUCAUAAUUUGUACACAUGAAUAUUUUAACACAUGAAUUGGCUAACAGCUGGAGGUACAGCCACAUGCAUCUGAGUAUGCAUACAAAGCAUAUAAAAACCGGCUUAUGAAGGGAAAAGUUAUUUACAUUCAGCCUGGGAUUGUUCUUAAAUUUUCAGCCAUAUUUAAACCUCAAUAUGGUAAACCAGCCUAUAGUUUAAGACUUCCCUUUUCAACAAUAUUAAAUACAAAUACUUGUCAAUGUCCUAACACUUCUCUAACAUGCAAAUUAAAGACAUCUUUCCAUUCAUAUCAGCCUCACUCAUGUUCAUGUUCAAAUCACUUAAGUGUAGUGAUUUUAUAUGCGUGUACACUAAUUUUAGUAGUGAAGUGAUUUUUUAUUUUCAACAGAGUGCUAGACCUAUGAUUAGAUAAUGUUUAAGUUUUUUGUCAUCUAAUACAAAAUAUUAGAAUAAUCUCUAAAUGUGAAUAUAUUUCAGGUAAAGAACAGUAUACUUUACUUUUAGUGCAAGUACUUACUUACUCACUAUACUAGCAUAGUCCAGUCAUGACAGCUUCAUUUCUAAUGAUAUUAUUGUUGUUUCCCUUUUACUGACAAAUAUAUAGCACUUUAUAUAACUCACACUUAUUGGAUAUACAGUUCCUAUCCUAUGCACAUAAUUGACCUUUCAGCUUUACCCAUCAUUUAUAAUGCAGCAAAUGCAUGUCAUAUAGUUGUCUGUUGUCUUACAAAAUAUACUGUACAAAUAUUCAGAUUCAUUGGAAUCUUGUAUGGGGAAAAGCUAUCAGAGUGACCGUGUAGAAAUACACUCAGAAAGAGUAUAUGAGGGCCUCUCGAGAUUAACUUGCAGCAUAGAACGAGAGGUGUGGUGUGGUUCUAGAAUGCCACUUUUACCCCUGGCCCCUGGAUAAAUGUACGCCGAUAGAACAGUGCCUGGGGUGGUUUAUUUAUGGUUGUUGCUGUAAUCACUGUUUAGUACCCUACAAAUCACAAUACUCAUAUAGGAAAAGUUUCAUCAGUCUGUAUUGUAGCCGUUUUGUCAAGAUCAGAAAUAAAUGUAUUUUUCUAGGUCAAAAAGUAUCUGAAUAACUCUGUGCUUCUGAUGUGUCAAUGUCACUGCAGGCCAAAAAUGACUCACAACACAUAUUUAAGACGAGUUAAAUAACUAUACCAUAAAAGUAAAUCCAUUUGUGAGGAUUAUAAACAUAUAGCAGAGUUACACCAUCUCUUUGAACAGGAACAAGAAGCUGUAUCACAACAACCAUGAAGCAAUUAACAAUAAACUAAAUCAUCGCUGAUUACAACAUUUUAACCAUUUUUUGUUUUCUUUUGAGCUUGAGAAGAUAAUUACAUAAGCCUCUUUAUACUUCAUGAGUUUGAGAAAUACUACAGCAGGUUUUAUUAUUUAUGAACACAUGCAUAUAAAAACAAAACAAAAAUAAAAACAGAUACAACAAAUUAAUGAUAAUUCAAAAGGUCCUCCCAACUAUCCCAAAGCACACAUUACAUUUUACAUUACACAUUACAGGUUUUAACAGAUACAUAUCUUUAGCAGUUUGUCUAAUACAUAUAUUGCCUUGUGUGCCUUCUUCACAAUUAUCCUUUAACUUAUUGAAGACUUUGAUUAUUCUUUUGUUAUUUACUCCUAAUUUACU
Messenger RNA from Clupea harengus (Atlantic herring), 9033 nucleotides. It is a transcript of the gene adamts7, whose product is annotated as A disintegrin and metalloproteinase with thrombospondin motifs 7. The coding region runs from base 411 to 7280 and encodes 2289 amino acids. Gene Ontology annotation, cellular component: extracellular matrix. NCBI's taxonomy places the organism in Eukaryota, Metazoa, Chordata, Actinopteri, Clupeiformes, Clupeidae. Gene Ontology annotation, biological process: proteolysis; extracellular matrix organization. Gene Ontology annotation, molecular function: metalloendopeptidase activity. The transcript is spliced from 32 exons. The record is from RefSeq and is a predicted model, not a curated record.